AUGGCGGCAGAGGGGCGGGGCGUCUUCCUGGCCAGUCCCAGGCGCACAGAGAGCACGUGUCCCCCCUCGGGGCAGCCACCCCCUGAAGCACCCCAGGGUGGCCCCGCAGCCAGAGGAAUGGCCCCCCGGACCCCGAGGGCCCCCUCCCAGGGGUCAAUAACACUCAAGGAUGUGAUUGUGGACUUCACCCAGGAGGAGUGGCGCCUUUUGGACCAUUCUCAGAAAGAGCUGUGCCUGGAGGUCAUACUGGAGAAUGUGCAGAAUCUACUCUCUGUGGAUGCUGAGACAGCUUUUGAAGUGAAGGAGAUGACUACGAAGCUGAGCCUUUUUGUGGAAGGAUGUGGCCUCCAAAGAUGCAUGAAUGAGCAUCCCUGUGACUUCAUUUUGAGAGAAAUUGUUGACUCUAAUAUCAAGUUAAAGAAAAAUCCAAAGAGUAACAAGGUAUUUGAUGAGACUACAGAGAAAUUCAGCCAAUAUUCGGUCCUAAAUCAGUAUAUGGAUUUGACCUUAGGAAAUGACUAUUGUCAAGAUAGUGAAUACGCCAAAUACUCUCCUGAAGAAGCAGGAUUUAUUCAGUCACCUGAGAAACCUCCUGAAAUGCCCGUGUAUCAGGGUGACCUAGAGGGAAUGGCCUUUGACUGUAGUUCAGACCUCAUUAGACAUCCAAAAAGGAAAUGCGUAAAGAUGGUUUCUAUGAGUAAUAAAGGUGGCAAACCUUCUAGUCAGAACUCUGAAAUUGCUGCACAUCAAAUAAUGCACUGCGGAGAGAAAGCUUAUGAAUGUAAGCACCGUGGAAAGGCUUUCAGUCAGAGGGGCAAUCUUGUUAUACAUCAGAGAAUCCACAGUGGAGAGAAACCUUAUGAAUGUAAACACUGUGGAAAGGCUUUUACAUGGAAGGUCUCUUUUACUGAACAUCAGAGAAUCCACACUGGAGAGAAACCUUAUGAAUGUAAACACUGUGGAAAGGCUUUCACAAAGAAGGGCCAUCUUUCUGGUCAUCAGAGAAUCCAUAGUGGAGAGAAACCUUAUGAGUGUAAACACUGUGGAAAGGCUUUUACAUGGAAGGUCUCUUUUACUGAACAUCAGAGAAUCCACACUGGAGAGAAACCUUAUGAAUGUAAACACUGUGGAAAGGCUUUCACAAAGAAGGGCCAUCUUUCUGGUCAUCAGAGAAUCCAUAGUGGAGAGAAACCUUAUGAGUGUAAACACUGUGGAAAGGCUUUUACAUGGAAGGUCUCUUUUACUGAACAUCAGAGAAUCCACACUGGAGAGAAACCUUAUGAAUGUAAACACUGUGGAAAGGCUUUCACAAAGAAGGGCCAUCUUUCUGGUCAUCAGAGAAUCCAUAGUGGAGAGAAACCUUAUGAGUGUAAACACUGUGGAAAGGCUUUUACAUGGAAGGUCUCUUUUACUGAACAUCAGAGAAUCCACACUGGAGAGAAACCUUAUGAAUGUAAACACUGUGGAAAGGCUUUCACAAAGAGGGGCCAUCUUGCCAUUCAUCAGAGAAUCCACACUGGAGAGAAACCUUAUGAAUGUAAACAUUGUGGAAAGGCUUUCACAGAUAGAGGCAAUCUUGCCAAACAUCAGAGAAUCCACAGUGGAGAGAAACCUUAUGAAUGCAAACACUGUGGAAAGGCUUUCACAGAGAGGGGUUCUCUUGCUGUACAUCAGAGAAUCCACACUGGAGAGAAACCUUAUGAAUGUAACCACUGUGGAAAGGCUUUCACAGAGAGGGGUUCUCUUGCUGUACAUCAGAGAAUCCACACUGGAGAGAAACCUUAUGAGUGUAAACAAUGUGGAAAGGCUUUCACAGAUAGACGCAAUCUUGUUGCACAUCUGAGAAUCCACACUGGAGAGAAACCUUAUGAGUGUAAACAAUGUGGAAAGGCUUUCACAGAUAGCGGCUCUCUUGCUAAACAUCAGAGGAGCCACAGUGGAGAGAAACCUUAUGAAUGUAAACACUGUAGAAAGGCUUUUACAUGGAAGGUCUCUUUUAUUGAACAUCAGAGAAGCCACAGUGGAGAGAAACCUUAUGAAUGUGCACAGUGUGGAAAGGCUUUCACACAGAGAGGCCAUCUUGUCAGUCAUCAGAGAAUCCACAGUGGAGAGAAACCUUAUGAAUGUAAACAAUGUGGAAAGGCUUUCACAGAGAGGGGUUCUCUUGCUGUACAUCAGAGAAUCCACACUGGAGAGAAACCUUAUGAGUGUAAACAAUGUGGAAAGGCUUUCACCCAGAGAGGCUCUCUUUCCAUUCAUCAGAGAAGUCACAGUGGAGAGAAACCUUAUGAAUGUAAACAAUGUGGAAAGGCUUUCAGAGACAGUGGCUCUCUUGCUGCACAUCAGAGAAUCCACAGUGGAGAGAAACCUUAUGAAUGUAUACAGUGUGGAAAGGCUUUCACACAGAGAGGCCAGCUUACUGUACAUCAGAGAAGCCACAGUGGAGAGAAACCUUAUGAAUGUAAACAGUGUGGAAAGGCUUUCACAGAUAGAGGCAAUCUUGUCAGUCAUCAGAGAAUCCACAGUGGAGAGAAACCUUAUAAAUGUAAACAAUGUGUUAAGGCUUUCAGAUGGAGGGAGUCUCUUGCCAGACAUCAGAGCAUCCACACUGAAUAGAAACUUUGUGAAUAUCAUUAAUUUGGAUAGACUUUCAUAUAAAGCUCCACAGUUGUUUCAUGUCAGAAAAUCUUCACUGGAGAGAAGCCUCAUGAGUGAGACCGACCUUAUACUUGCUACUUUUAGAUUAUUUAACAUAAAAGGACCCAUACUAGAGAAAAACUUUAGUAAUAUUAUAAAUGUGGUAAGUUCUUUAGGCAACAAUCAUCUCAUUCCCAAACAAGAGUUCCUUUGGGAUAGAAAUCUUAUUAUUGUCAUGAAUGAAGAAGGACAUCAAAAUGGAGAGUCCAGAGCUUGUGUAGUAUGAGAAAAAUUUCUUCUGAACAGACCAGUUCCAGAUGGAUUCUCUGGAGGAUGGCUUUCAGCCAGGAUAACAUCCUUUACUUCAUAUGAGAGGAUUCAUAGUGCAGAAAAUACCUAAUCAGUGUGCUAAAGUUAUAUGUAUUUUCCCCAGGAGAAGGGUGGUCACUAUUAUUUAGGGAAAUGCAAAUUAUAAUAAGGCUGAGGGAUCACCCCAUAUCUUUUAGAUUUGCCAUGAUGACAGAAAAGGAAAGUGACAAAUUUGGAGGAGAUGUGAGAAAACUAAGAUACUAAUGAACUACUGGGGGAUUUGUGAACUGAUUCAGCAAUUCUGGAAAGAGCAAUUUGGAACUAUGUUCAAAGGGCAUUAAAAAACAAAAAGGUAAAGGACUUAUAGGUAUUGAAAAAUCACUUAAAGCUGCUCUUUUUUUUAAAACCCUUACCUUCCAUCUUGGAAUCAAUUCUGUGUAUUGGUUCCAAGGCAGAAGAGUAGUAAGGGCUAGGCAAUGGGGGUUAAGUGAAUUGCCCAGGGUCACAUAACUGGGAAGUGUCUGAGGCUAGAUUUGAACCUAGGACCUCCCAUUUCUAGGCCUGGCUCUCAACCCACUGAGCUACCCAGCUGCCCCUCUUUUUGCUGUGACAAAAGAAUUGGAAAGUAAGAGCAAGCUUAGCUUUUCUAACUUAAAAGUAAGUUCCCAGACAAAUUAAUUCUACAUUGGGUCCUGGAUUCCAACCCAGUGUGGUCUCCGCCAGACUACACACCAGAGAUGGCUAUAUAGAUAAGCUGGGUGGUAGAGAGAUAGGGAGGGAGAGGGAGAGAAAUCCUUUCACAAGUCCAAAGAAAUGGCCCAGAGUCCUGUGAGUUUUACCUGCUGGCUUUUUAAGCUGAGUCUAAGCUUUCCCCCAAUCCUUCAGUUGGCCUAAGGUUUCACCUCAGUCCUCAUAUGUCACAUCUCUUGACGUCUUUGACUUCUGUGGUCAGGAAUCUCUUCUUCCAUGCUGGCAAAUUAAAACACAUGACUCUGUGACUCCUAUGGCUACUUAGUGUGGUGAGUCUUCCAGGAUUGAACUGGGUUGGAGUUCCCCAGAUAUUUAGUUAACACACUUUGGUAAGAAACUACUUAAAAAAUGUAAAAUCCUUUUGGGUAGGGAAAGCUUCAUUCAUGUAUUUUUAUCCCCAGUACAUUGUUUGGUUGCUAGUACAUAGUAGGCACUUAAUACCAACUUGAUUGAUUGAUUAACAUUUUGCUUUUGCUUAAGUACAAUAAAUUUUUAUUCUGUAUUAUUUUUUAAUUUCUAAUAUUCCCCUUUCUUUAAUCUUGAAAUGCCAACCCACCUUCUCCCCCCCCCCCUUUUAAUCUAGCUUAAAGAGACACCUCUCCUUGACUGCCAGGAGCCAUAAAGUUCACGCUGUCUGACAUGGUCACAUGUGGAAACUGGGGACUACAUGAGGGCCCCCAGGAAGGAUGGAAACAUCCACUGAGACACACACCCCCAGUGACUUUUCUCUUAUUAUCACCUCCUUAUUAUUGGAAUUGUUAUGAUUGGUAUUCUUGCCCAACCCCAGAGAAAUAGAUGAGAGCUAAAUGCCUGCAAGAUUGAAAUAGAUGUCCUACUCCAUCCCCCAGAAUAUCAUCAAGAGAUUCUACUUACAAAAUUGAACCUAAGGAUUCCUAUGUACCCACUUAGAUGGAACCCCCUUUUUCAGUAUAAAAAACCUUAACAAAAACUGCUUAGGCUUCCCGCUCCCAUGUACAGGCUAGGGAUGACAGGUAUAUUGAUUGCCUUUAAGGGAGAGGCUGGUAUGUUCUACUUCACUGAUUUGUUUUGCUAACAGGUCUAGGCAAUCUGUCUUGGAAACCUUAGUGAAACAUUAGAAAAUGAAACCCUGAUAUUGGAAAAAUACUUGAAACUGGGUUAUGUUUCGUCUUCCCCGCACUUGGCAACAGUGUUUUAUUGAUCAACCUCUUAGAAUUCUGAUUGAUCAGGUAUUUGAUUAAAGUAAUGAAUAAGUACUUUAACCACAUGUCUGAGCACCUCAUGGGUUAACCCCUAGCUAUGCUGCCCAUGAUGAGAAAACAUCAAUCUUCUGUAAAGCGUUGUAUUUGUGGUUAGCAUCUGUAGAAACAAUGUAUAUAGGAUAAUUACAGAUUGUUAAUCAAAUGAUUUGUUAAAAGUCAAUGUAUGACAUCCAAUUAUCUGCAAGGAAAUAUAUAUGUUGAAAAAUGAAACUGUGUGCCAAGUAUCUGUGUAACCAUGAGGGUAUAAAAAUAAAAGCCAAACUUGAACCAA
Monodelphis domestica (gray short-tailed opossum) is the source of this 5208-nucleotide messenger RNA. RefSeq lists its product as uncharacterized. The record is from RefSeq and is a predicted model, not a curated record. NCBI's taxonomy places the organism in Eukaryota, Metazoa, Chordata, Mammalia, Didelphimorphia, Didelphidae. Gene Ontology annotation, molecular function: RNA polymerase II cis-regulatory region sequence-specific DNA binding; DNA-binding transcription factor activity, RNA polymerase II-specific. Gene Ontology annotation, biological process: regulation of DNA-templated transcription.